AUGGUUCUUGCAAAUGGCAUGAGUAAAGGUUGCGGAGUUGUCGAAUUUAGUACACGUCAAGAGGCUGAACGAGCUGUCAAGGAGUUGAAUGAUACCCCCCUUUUUGGUCGUCAGGUUUUUGUCCGAGAGGAUCGGGAAGAGGAAGCACGGUAUGGCUCGCUGGCUGUUUCUGGUGGGAAUGGUGGUCGUGGGCCAUUGCCCAGUGGAUUUAGUAGCCGUGGUACUGGUAGCGUCGGACGUGGAUUUUCAGGGGGGCGUAGCAGCUUUUCGGAAGGAGGCCAAUCCUGCAAGCAACUCUCUAUCUCAGGAUUACCAUUCAACGUGGGAUGGCAAGACCUCAAAGACAUGUUUCGUUCAGCCGGUAGCAUCAUUAGAGCUGAUGUUUAUUUUGAUGCUGAUGGAUCACCCACUGGCAAUGGGACGGUGAUCUUUGAGACAUCCAGAGAUGCCCAGAAUGCUAUUUCCAUGUUCAACGGCUUCGAAUAUGAAGGACGCACCAUGGAGGUCCGUGAAGAUCGCUCCGCUGGCGCUAAUUCUGGAUUCAGAGGUGGCUUCCGAGGCAGUAGUAGGGGCGGACGUGGUAGUGUCAGGGGUGGCUUUGGUAGCAGUGGUCCUGGUGGACGGGACACCACAAAUCUCUACGGAGACUACUCAGGGCAAGACGGAUCUCCGGGAAGUCCACCUGGGCAUACAGGCGCUCCCCGAGGACUCAUUGGAGGCCCUCCAUUGAGCAUCGAACCAAACCAGCAAAUCUUCGUCAAAAACCUUCCAUGGUCAACCUCAAACGAUGACUUGGUGGAACUAUUCCAAACAACCGGAAAAGUACAAAAUGCUGAAGUCUUGUUUGAGGGUGGGAGAUCCAAAGGGGUUGGUGUAGUCCAAUUUGAAACUGUUCAGGAAGCAGAAACGGCAAUUGCUAAAUUCCAAAAUUACUCUUAUGGAGGACGACCGUUAUCCCUUGAGUUCAACGGCCGUUGGCGCGACUUCUCAUUUGCCGGACCAGGCAAUUGA
Molecule: messenger RNA, 1011 nt
Organism: Puccinia graminis f. sp. tritici CRL 75-36-700-3
Lineage: Eukaryota; Fungi; Basidiomycota; Pucciniomycetes; Pucciniales; Pucciniaceae
Exons: 8
Coding region: 1-1011 (336 amino acids)
Cellular component (GO): cytoplasm; nucleus
Molecular function (GO): mRNA binding
Source: RefSeq, a predicted model, not a curated record